Messenger RNA from Rhodamnia argentea, 1488 nucleotides. RefSeq names its product S-adenosylmethionine decarboxylase proenzyme. Gene Ontology annotation, cellular component: cytosol. Gene Ontology annotation, molecular function: adenosylmethionine decarboxylase activity. The transcript has a single exon. Bases 165 to 1256 code for a protein of 363 amino acids. Lineage: Eukaryota; Viridiplantae; Streptophyta; Magnoliopsida; Myrtales; Myrtaceae. Gene Ontology annotation, biological process: spermidine biosynthetic process; spermine biosynthetic process. The record is from RefSeq and is a predicted model, not a curated record.
CUGAGAUUCUCCAAGCGUUAUUCCUUUAGUUUCUGCAAUCUUCUUCAAGUCAUAAUAGCUGUAGUUCUGCUCUCUCUAGUUCCUUUCAACUUCUCUCAUCCUCUCGUUCUCUCUCGCGACUCGUUCUCAAUUGCUGGUACUUGACUUGCUUUCGGGAAGACGUGAUGGCACUGUCAGUUUCCGCCAUCGGAUUUGAAGGUUAUGAAAAGAGGCUCGAGUUGACAUUCUAUGAGCCUGGAAUCUUUGCUGACCCUGAAGGAAUGGGUCUUCGUUCAUUGUCCAAAUCCCAGUUGGAUGAGUUUCUGAAACCAGCUGAGUGCACCAUUGUUUCUUCGCUGUCAAAUGAAUUGGUUGACUCUUAUGUGCUUUCGGAGUCUAGCCUCUUUGUGUACCCUUACAAACUCAUCAUCAAGACUUGCGGGACAACGAAAUUACUUCUUUCCAUUCCAGCCAUCCUCAAAUUGGCUGAUUCCCUGUCCCUUUCUGUCAAGUCUGUGAGGUACACUCGUGGGAGCUUUAUCUUCCCCGGUGCCCAGCAUUUCCCUCAUAGGAACUUCUCGGAGGAAGUAGCUGUCCUUGAUAGCUACUUUGGUAACCUUGGUGCUGGCAGCAAGGCGUAUUUGAUGGGCAGUUCAGAAAAGGCUCAGAAAUGGCAUGUUUACUCUGCUUCUGCUGAGAAGACGAGCCUCCUGCAUUCAGUUUUCACUCUGGAAAUGUCCAUGACUGGUCUCGACAAGAAAAGGGCAUCUGUCUUCUUCAAGGAGAACUCACCUUCUGCUGCAGCUAUGACCGAGGAGUCUGGCAUUCGGAAGAUCCUUCCCGAGUCUGAUAUCUGCGAUUUUGAGUUUGAUCCCUGUGGGUACUCCAUGAAUGCAAUUGAAGGGGGUGCAAUUUCUACCAUCCAUGUCACACCAGAAGAUGGCUUCAGUUAUGCCAGUUUCGAGGCUGUUGGCUAUGAUUUCAAGGCUGUGAAUCUGUCGCAGCUUAUCCAGAGGGUUUUGGUCUGCUUCGAGCCGGCUGAGUUCUCUGCGGCUCUCCAUUACGAUUCAGCUGAUGAGGAUCUGGUGUCGAGGUUCCCUCUUGACCCGAAGGGGUAUAGUGCUGGAGAAACGAGUUGCGAGGUGCUUGGAAAAGGUGGUUCUAUCAUGUACACAAGCUUCGCCAGAGCAGGAAGCUGCGGAUCUCCGAGGUCCAUCCUGAAGUGCUGUUGGAGCGAGGACGAGAAAGAUGAGGAAGUGGAAGAGAAAAUAGUCUAAUAGAGUAGUAUGAAUGAAUAAAAGUACUCUGGGGUUUGAUGUUUGUUCGAGCAACAUUGAGCUCGAGACUGUCGGGUUGUUUCAUUUCUUGUUCGUUUUGUCAUCUGGAGUCGUAUUAGUUGGGUCUCGCAGUCCACCAUGGCGUGGCGACUGUGGCAGAGUCGUCAGUGUCACGGUGUGGAUGUGUUGCUGCUGUUUAUUGGAAAAACCAUUCUAUGUUUCCUUCAUCGAA